Messenger RNA from Stegodyphus dumicola, 2538 nucleotides. Its product is annotated as protein phosphatase Mn(2+)-dependent 1K-like. Gene Ontology annotation, biological process: protein dephosphorylation. NCBI's taxonomy places the organism in Eukaryota, Metazoa, Arthropoda, Arachnida, Araneae, Eresidae. Gene Ontology annotation, molecular function: protein serine/threonine phosphatase activity; cation binding. The record is from RefSeq and is a predicted model, not a curated record.
CACAAACAGAAAGAAAAUUUAAAAAUGACACGUUAAUUGCGUUGAAUUGUAUUGGUUGUGUGCGUCAUAGAACUAAAUAAAACGUAAACGCAGUGUAAAGAGAUUUAAAUUGGUUAUAGUUCAUAGAAAAUAAAUUUUUAUUCUUCAUUUGUAAUAUAAACGAAGGUUGCAUCACUCAUCAAUAAAAGAAAGAAAACAUUCUCUUCGUACUUCAUAUAGUAGGUUUUGGUUAGUGAGCUUACUUUGAGUGAUAUCUAUUCGUAGUUUACCUCCAGAAUGGCUUCAAAUAUAUUUUUGCGGAACAAAGUUUUACUUAGAAGACAUUUGAAAACAUUUUGUAUUUCUAAAACUAUAAAUGCAACUUCACGUAUAUUGAAUCAGAAUCUUUCUAUUCAGGCAUAUUCAAAUCCCCGUGCUGAACCUGAAAACUUUGAUACUCUUGGUACAUGGGAUAACCGAAUUGAUUUGCCUUUACUUCUACAAGCUAGUAUAAAGCAUGGUAAACCUAUACCAAAAAUUUCAAUAGAGAAUGUAGGUACUGCAAGUGUUAUAGGCAGGAGAACUACAAAUGAAGAUAGAUACAGAGUGAAAGAACUGAAACCUGAAUUGUUGUAUAUUGCUGUAUAUGAUGGUCAUGGUGGGCCUGAAUGUGCUGAUUUCUGUAGCGAGCAUAUGGAAGAUAACAUCCUGUACUGGCUAGCUCGAGGGGAGAAAGAUUUACAAACCAUUCUACAGUUUUCUUUUCAAGAAGUCAACAAUGCUUAUGCUAGACACAUAAUAUUUAAUUGUUCCAGAAAAGAGGCUACUACUUCUGGAACAACAGCUACUGUUUGCCUUUUAAGGAACAGUGUUGAAUUGGUGGUGGGUCAUGCUGGAGAUAGUCGAGCUCUUUUGUGCAGGAAUGGAGACACUAAAAGACUUACUACUGAUCACACAGCUGAUUUAAAGUCAGAAAAAGAAAGAAUAUUAAAAUCUGGUGGUAUGAUUAAUACAGACAACUUAGGAAGGCAUCUUGUAAAUGGAAGACUUGCCAUGACUCGCAGUUUAGGAGAUUUAGAUCUUAAACCAUAUGGAGUUACGGCUCAACCAGACACCAGGUCCUUGGAGAUAAAACAUGGUAGAGAUGCCUUCUUAAUACUGACUACAGAUGGGGUAAAUUUUGCAAUGAGUGAUCAAGAAAUCUGUGAUGCAGUUAACACUUGUCAUGAUCCUGCAGAAGGAGCUGGGUUUGUCACCGACCAAGCCUUGCAGUUUGGUUCAGAAGAUAAUGCUACUGCUGUGAUAGUACCAUUCGGAGCUUGGGGCAAAUAUCAAAAUCAUAAAAAAAUUGCAUUAAACUUUGGCCGCAGUCUGUUGCGCAGUAGUCGAUAUUAAAAUAAUCAUCUGUGUACAGUUAAAUUGUAUAAAAUUGUAUAUAGUUUAUAUUAUUGAAUAAAGUGUGUAGGAAAUGUAAAACAAAUUACAGAAAUGAAUCAGUUAUUUGUAAUCACAGUAAUUAUUUUUACCUCUGAAGUUUUUAUAGCUCAUAGUUUGUUAAAUACAUUUAUUUAUAACACUUUGGUGAAAUAACAGAGAGAUAAUUUUACCAUAAUAUUUCAAUAGAAAUGAAGGUAAUAAAAAUUUACACUAAAAAGCUGCAGAAAAGGUGUAUCUCCAAACAUUUUCUCAGUUUGUAUAUUAAUUUGGUACUUUCUGAUUAUCUGCAUUGACAUGGAAAACUGCUAGUUCAGUGGCAAAACACGUUUGGCUACUUUUAUGGCUCAUGAAUACUCUGGUCAUACAUAAGUAUGUGUAUGAAUGGUAUUUUCAUACAUAAGCUCAUAAUAGCUAUAUUCUGUUCAUACGUAAGUACUGUUCCAUAACGAUUAAUUGUUAAUCCCAUCCCCAAAAAUGGACUUUGACUAUCAUUUCGCUGAUCAGUGUUCAACAGAAAACAUGUAAAGUUAUGUGCACUUAAAUGUGUGUACAUGUAUGCUCGAAUACGCACAUUGCAGCGUAAUACUCGAAAAAUUAUAAUUCUACAGAAUGCUGAAACUGGAGGUGUAGAUAAUCAGAAAGUACCAUUAUUUUAAAGCAUUGCUAACUUGGACAAUUCGCAAACUGAUAAAUGCUCUAAUUCUUUUGAUAUUUUUAAAACGUUAUUUUAUUAAUUCCAAGCAUUAAUUAAUUAGUAAAGUGUCAAUAUGUUUUGCUUAUUUGUUAUACUUUAUUAGACACAAUUUAUAAGUAUGCAGUUAAUUUUUUCUAAUUAGUUUAUACUCAUUUAUUUUAAAGCAAAGUGAGUUGGCCAAUUCAUAUUCAUGUAAAUAUUUUGUACAGUGCUUAAUUUCUGUGAUAUUUGCUUUACUUUGUUGUAGAUAGCAUAUUCAAAAAAGAAUAUUAGUUAUCUUUAAAUUAUUAUGUACUGUAAUUAGUUCUACAUGGAAUUGAAGUAUGAUAAUAAAACUAUUGUCAUUAAUAUUAAUUAUAUAUGUCCACUCACUCCAUUGCUAAUUAGUUUUAUGUAUAAAUUUCAAAAAUAAAUUGUUCAUGAUUUUA